UAAAGAAAAGUCAAAAGUAAGGGAUCAAAGAAAAACAUCAAAGGUCAGAGCUUCUUCGUAUUCCGUCCUCCCUUCAAUGGCUUCUGCAUACGAAGCGGAAUCUUUCACUAACGUUAUCUCCUAAACCCUUUUGAUUUUAUCGAGUUCUUGGGUCCCAGACAAAGCCCUAGGAAGAUAGAGACUUUCUCUCGUUUUCUCGGAAAAUUUUCUUCAGCACGCGCUUCUGCUCCGUCCCCUUUUGCCCAGAAUUCGAUCCAGUGUGCCGCGCUCCGUAGUUUGCUUCAGGAAAUCAGAAAGUUUCUUCCUUUUUCUGCGGGUUGAUUCUGUAAUAGAAUCGUGUUUGACUAUGCACAGAUCUGGUGCUGCAAUGGCGUGGAACGUUUUCAAAUUCUGCACGGCCUUACGGGGCCUUGGAUCCAUCAUGAUCCUUCUUGUUCUGGGCGUUGUCGGUGUGACCUAUUACGCCGUCGUUUGGAGCAAUUACGGACCGGCUCUGUUCGAUGGCGGGCUUGAUUCUCUCGUGGCUCUUGGUAUUCUAAUCAUGUUUCAUUCUUUGUUAGUGAUGCUUUUGUGGAGCUAUUUCUCUGUUGUGUUCACUGAUCCUGGUGCCGUGCCUCCUAACUGGAGGCCUUCUACCGACGAAGAAAGAGGCGAGGCUGAUCCAUUGAACAGUUUGGAGUUCGGCGGCUUACAACCUGACUCUUCAAACCAGAGACUCCGGUUUUGUAGAAAGUGCAGUCAGCCGAAACCUCCUCGUUGUCAUCAUUGUUCCGUUUGUGGCCGGUGUGUGUUGAAGAUGGACCACCAUUGUGUUUGGGUGGUUAACUGUGUCGGGGCCCUGAACUAUAAGUAUUUCCUUCUUUUCUUGUUCUACACGUUCUUGGAGACGGCUCUUGUGACUUUGGUCCUAAUGCCGCAUUUCGUAGCAUUUUUUAGCGACGAAGAGAUACCGGGAACCCCAGGAACUCUUGCAACUACUUUUCUUGCAUUUGUCUUGAACUUGGCAUUUGCCUUGAGUGUAAUGGGGUUCUUAAUCAUGCACAUCUCACUGGUUGCUGCCAAUACCACAACCAUAGAGGCAUAUGAGAAGAAGACCAGUCCGAAAUGGCGGUAUGACCUCGGGAGAAAGAAGAACUUUGAACAGGUAUUUGGGAUGGAUAAGAGAUACUGGCUCCUUCCUGGUUACUCAGAAGAAGAUCUAAGGCGAAUGCCGGAACUGCAUGGACUCGAAUUCCCCUCAAGACCCGACUUUGAUUCCGAAUAGCUCCGAAGAAAGACAGCAUUCCCUGGUUGGUAGUAAAGACAUGGCAGGAAAUCUCCUCUGCUGCAGCAAUUCUUGGUGAGACACAGAUUGUAAAGGAGUGAAGCCCGGAAAACGACAUCCACAAAAGAGAAGAUAUGCUAACUCUGUAGACUGAUGCCCGCGUUCCACGCUCAGAGAGGGUCGAGCAUGUUCGCCGGAAGAAGGCUUGGCCUGGGAAAUGAAGCCAUUCAUUUCAAGCUUUCAUGGCUGCCCAUUGUUUCCUUUGGUCUUGAAAUAGUUGAAAUGACCCUUUUAUACCCUUUGGAGAUGUAGAGCCAACUCUUGUGUAACUUGGAACGAGAAAAGGUAUUGUCUGAAUUUUGAUCCUUCGAUCGGUCUCGAGCCCA
Messenger RNA from Tarenaya hassleriana, 1650 nucleotides. RefSeq names its product probable protein S-acyltransferase 14. Gene Ontology annotation, cellular component: Golgi apparatus; endoplasmic reticulum. Gene Ontology annotation, molecular function: protein-cysteine S-palmitoyltransferase activity. The transcript is spliced from 7 exons. Gene Ontology annotation, biological process: protein targeting to membrane; peptidyl-L-cysteine S-palmitoylation. The coding region runs from base 347 to 1264 and encodes 305 amino acids. The record is from RefSeq and is a predicted model, not a curated record. Lineage: Eukaryota; Viridiplantae; Streptophyta; Magnoliopsida; Brassicales; Cleomaceae.